CGGCAUUGACAAAGCUGCAGGGAUGAUAAGUCUCGAUAGUCGUGCCAGCGGCACCCGAUAUUGUCAUCGAGGUCAGCGCCUUCCACCAAAAUGUCAGAAAAUGUGGGCCGGUGCUCGCCCUUGCGCGUCAAACCAGCUAACUUAUCAACCGGUGGCAUGCCAUCUCCGAUCGAUGACUCAGACGUCCAUCUGAAACCAUUAUCUGCCCGUCAAAUGGAGAAGCAGAGGGCCGUCGAAGACGAAAGUGCACGGAAAUGCCAGUAUGUCUGUUCUCGAGAUCGAAACAGCUUGCCGGUUUCGCCGUUGCAGGCACAAAUGGCAGCCGAUUCUGUACAUGAAAAGCGCGCCGUUCGAAGUAGCGGUAAACACGCUAAAACAGCGGUGUCCGUGGAGGCCCACGAACAUAUCUCAGAGACAGAGUCCGAGGGAGAGCCGUCCUCUGUGUGCUUGCUUGCAAAUUUCGCCUGGAGGCAUUGGCGAAGCAGCGAUGGGGUGGACAGUGCGUCGCUAUCGCGCCUCCGGGCAACUCGUGCGCGAGCAACUGCCCCUUGCCGAGGACAGGCCUCAGCGCCAGAAAGCUCGCGAAGAUCAUACGACGCCGAUAUAUUCCGCGCAUCCGUAUCAAAGUCGGGUUUGCGACUGGAACGCAUGUCUGCUGAUACGGCAAGUUCGACAUGGGGCCAGCAAUUUUCGUCUCUUUCUGACAGGCCCAAUUUCGCUGAGUUGGUGAUCCCACUUGCGGCAAGCGUAACAUCAGCCCAAGGAACGGAAAAAUCAACUUGCAGCCAGGAUGAAGGACAAUAUUCGGAUCACACCACCGAUGAAUCGCCCAAGAGGCCUGUGUUCGACCUUUCGAAGUUCUCUUUUCCGGAAGCUAAGCGUCGACAUACGCCUUCCUCUGGGGUUCCUAUUCGAAACCAUUCAAUGGCCCUCUCACUGCACAUGGAAAACUCAGCAGCAGCGGUGAACACGCCGUCGACCAAAGGUGCAAGCAUCUUCAAGGCUUCUUCUAAGGUCGCCGCAACCUCGCCUUUGAAACGCUCACAUCAAGUACGAGCUAACGAGCCAAUUCAUCCACUGGCAUUGGACCUGUCCAGCAUCCCGUCCAGCUCUAUCAAAUCUCUCCCUAAAUGCCCCAUUUGCUUACGCUCUUUCCCUCAGAGCCACAAAGGGCCCGUGCGCCGCAAGCAUAUCGGCAGCUGCGCGGCUGAGCACGCUUGUGGCAGCGUUGAUGUUGUGCAAGGGUUGGUGGAGCAGGAGCACGAUCGCCUGCGCAAAGUUGAGGCCAAGAGGCAACUCGAAAAGGAGGCGAAGCUGACGGUAUACCAACGGCUCAUGCAACCUCGAUCUCGGCCGUCUCGCGCCACAAGGAUGGAGAAAAGCACGAACGGGAUUUUCACCACGCUGAAGGAAGCGAAAGUAGGGCAUGCUCAGGCUCAGUUGGCAAUGGCGAAACUGUUUGCAUCACCACUACUCAAUGAUCUGUGUGAAAUCUCAAGAGUGAACGAGGAAAUGAAUGCGGAAGACCUCGGAUCCAUGCCGCACGAUGCACGUGUUGCGAAGGAAGGGCCAAGCGACUGUGGGCCAGACAACCGUAAAUCAUUUUUGCCUCCCUCAAGCAAAGCCGUAUAUUCUAUGUAUGAUUUUGACUAUGACGAAGGCGCCUACUAUGGCGGCCUACAAGUCGGAGCACCUCUUAUCCCCGCUGACGACACGCAAAGAAGUCACGCUUUAAUUGAUACUACCGACCCUUCCGCUUCUGCACCGGCUUCGGCGCCACAGAACUGUACACAGCCAUUUGGCGCCUCGAAACUCGCAACGAGGCAAUUAUCAGCGCGGCGAAGACUCGGGCUUGGUCUCGGCCAGCUUGCCAACGCCAGCAACCAAAGCGCCGCGGAGGCGCCAAUGGCAAAUGCACCGGCUUUAGCGACGACGAAACUUGCUAUUCGCGCACAGACCUUGCCUCAGUGCUCGACUAGAGCAAUCACUCAUGCUGCUUCUGUGUCCGCUCUGCCGCGCGCACCCUCUGCUAUCGCAAAAUAUCACACCACGGACGACCUGCAGCUGUACACUGUGUCAGGCCCGAGUCUAGGAGCAGAAAUGGAUGUUGCUUCAAGUCGGUGUAGCGGCCAUGUCUCCAUCGCACCAUUGCCGACCUUCAAUGAGGACAUACGAGCGAUUUCUCUCACGAGCAUGGAAGAGGACGACGUUUCGCCAGAUUUUGACUUUUCCUUCGGCGGCGAGUGUUCUCGAAGAGUUCUAGUUCCAUGUUCUCAAUGAAGGCACUGUUGAAUCCACAUAUCAAAGCAAUAGCAAUGCAUCCGUUGUGCACGGCGGACACAGAACCAUAUGU
Tilletiaria anomala UBC 951 is the source of this 2353-nucleotide messenger RNA. RefSeq lists its product as uncharacterized. The record is from RefSeq and is a predicted model, not a curated record. NCBI's taxonomy places the organism in Eukaryota, Fungi, Basidiomycota, Exobasidiomycetes, Georgefischeriales, Tilletiariaceae. The coding region runs from base 91 to 2280 and encodes 729 amino acids. The transcript has a single exon.